Messenger RNA from Aspergillus steynii IBT 23096, 570 nucleotides. RefSeq lists its product as uncharacterized. NCBI's taxonomy places the organism in Eukaryota, Fungi, Ascomycota, Eurotiomycetes, Eurotiales, Aspergillaceae. The record is from RefSeq and is a predicted model, not a curated record. The transcript has 5 exons. Bases 1 to 570 code for a protein of 189 amino acids.
AUGAACCACAGAACCAACACCUCCUACUUCUGCCUCAUCCGCCUCACCUCCGACAGCGAGUUCUUCGACAGCGAAUGGAUGGGCAGUGUCAUCACCGCGCUGGAGCAGGGCCACUACACCAUCUGGAGACAGCUCAGCCGCACAAAAAGCCCCCUGCCCAAGAGAUCCGACCUGUUCCGCGUCGACAUCAGCUCUGACAUCCUAGAGCCCAAGCACCACGAUAUGGUCGUGAAGGUUCUCCGCGCCCGCAUGCUCCGGAACCAGAAGAUCGCGCGCAUCGUCGAGGCCCAGCACCCCGGGGGAGGCGAUUCUGUUGUUGGAGCGGAGCGUCCGGCGUCGGGCGGGUUUCCGCUGUUUUGUGAGAUCCCUUGGAUGGGGGAUCCGGACGAUUGGUCGGAUGUUGAGGAGGUUGAGGAGGUUGAGGAUGGGGUUGAUGGCAAUGUGUGCCGUGUUGUUCUAUGUUGGAACAGGAGUAGAUGUUUGCAGGUUCUAGUUACCUGUUCUGUUAACCACCCUCAUUAUAGCCCUUUGGUCGUGUUCAACACAGCAAUACUCCGGAAAGAGUUCUAG